AUGGUUAUAGCUGAUGCAUCCAUCAACAUCAAGGUGCUUCUGAAUGCGACGGCGGCACACUUUGGGUUUAGGCCGACUUAUAAGAGGGUUUGGUUGGCGAAGCAGAAGGCCCUCGCCCACAUCUAUGGUGAUUGGGAUGAGUCAUAUAACGAGCUGCCGCGGUGGGAGUUAGGAGUGCAGUUGACGAUGCCAGGUAGUGUUGCAGUCCUUAGGACGAGUCCUGUCCGAGUUGGGGACCAGGUCGACGGCUCGCAAGCCUAUUUUCACCGGCUUUUCUGGACGUUUCCACCAUGUAUUGAGGCAUUCCGGCAUUGCAAGCCGUUGGUGAGUAUUGACGGCACCCACUUGUAUGGUAAGUAUGGGGGUAUGUUGCUCGUCGCGAUUGCACAGGACGGGAACUCCAACAUCCUGCCUAUUGCAUUUGCACUCGUGAAGGGUAAGAAUGCGGAGUCCUGGUCGUUCUUUCUUUCCCAUCUCCGACAACACGUGACCCCACAACCGGGUCUCCUGGUUAUAUCAGAUAGGCACAACGAGAUCAAGGCUACGCUUGAGGCUCCUGAUGGAGGAUGGCUACCUCCUGCUACAUACCAUAUAUUCUGUAUUCGACAUGUGGCAGCAAAUUCCGCCCUGACAUUCAAGGACAAGGACGCAAGUAGGCUUCUUGUGAAUGCAGCUUAUGCAAAGACUGAGGUGGAAUUCGAUUACUGGUUUGAUAUUCUGCGGUCUGAAGACCUUGCCAUGUGUGAGUGGGCGAACAGAAUUGAGUAUUCAUUGUGGACUCAGCAUCGGGAUGAGGGUAGGAGAUUCGAACACAUGGCGACAAAUAUCUCCGAGUGUGUUAAUUCAAUCUUGAAGGGGGUCAGGAAUCUUCCGGUGUGUUCGCUGGUGAAGGCUACUUAUGGGAAGUUGGCAGAGCUAUUCGUUCGCAAGGGGAGAGAGGCAGAGGCCCAGCUAGGAACUGGACAGCAAUUCACUCAACAUCUGGUGAAGUGUAUAGAGGCCAAUCUGAAGACGGCGAUGUGCUUCACGGUGACUUUGUACGACAGAGAUAACUCGGAGUUCACCGUCUCGGAAACAACUCCUACUGGUUCGUUCUCACUUGGUAGCUACAGAGUGUCACUCGGGAGUCAGACAUGUGACUGCGGAUAUUUUCAGACACUUUAUUACCCGUGUCCUCAUGCCUUGGCAUGCUGUGCCUAUUCACGGCUUACUUGGCAGUCGUAUGUCCACCAGGUGUAUCAUCUUAGCUCAGUGUUCAGUGUGUACCAGAUGGGGUUCACACCUCCCAUUUUCGAAGAGUUUUGGCCACUGUACGAUGGGCCGACAGUGAUACCGGACCCCACCAAGAGGCAUGCAAGUGAGGGACGUCCUAGGUCCACCAGGAUCCGAACUACUAUGGACGAGGCUAAUCCGAACAGGUCGAAGACAUGCGGUCUUUGUAGGAAACCAGGACACACACGCCGGAGUUGUCCAUAG
Messenger RNA from Arachis duranensis, 1476 nucleotides. RefSeq lists its product as uncharacterized. Lineage: Eukaryota; Viridiplantae; Streptophyta; Magnoliopsida; Fabales; Fabaceae. Gene Ontology annotation, molecular function: zinc ion binding. The record is from RefSeq and is a predicted model, not a curated record. The transcript has a single exon. The coding region runs from base 1 to 1476 and encodes 491 amino acids.